This is a messenger RNA of Zophobas morio, 6441 nucleotides long. Its product is annotated as cilia- and flagella-associated protein 47-like. The transcript is spliced from 12 exons. Gene Ontology annotation, biological process: cilium assembly. The coding region runs from base 19 to 6417 and encodes 2132 amino acids. NCBI's taxonomy places the organism in Eukaryota, Metazoa, Arthropoda, Insecta, Coleoptera, Tenebrionidae. Gene Ontology annotation, molecular function: protein binding. Gene Ontology annotation, cellular component: cilium. The record is from RefSeq and is a predicted model, not a curated record.
UUCAUAGUUUAAAAACGUAUGCACCAAAAUCAGAAGAAGUUUCUACUACGGAGACUGCUGUCUUUUUUUGGUUGUUGGAGUAUAUCGAACGACUUCGUUUUGACGUUCAAGGUGUUCUUGUUUAUUACCACUUCUAAGUUUACUAUGCCGACUCUCCUCCCUAAGCAUAAUAACUUGAUUUUCGCAAAAGGAUCACCUCGAUCAGUGGAAUCUUCCGACGACGAUGAACUCCCACAAGAAAAGGUUUUCACGUUCGACGAUGUCCGCAUCACGCCUUCCUACAUGCUCUUCGACAAUGCCUACGAAGGCAAACACUACAAAGAACGUCUGGUCAUCCAGAACUGCGGCAGCCGCUUAGCCUUCAUCCGCCUCUGCGAACCCAACUCUAAAACGUUCGAGUUCGCAUCCUUCACCAGCGGACAGUACCUCUCGCCUGGGAUAAAGAUCACUCGGACCGUCCAUUAUACAUACAGGAGAACCGGAGGGGUGCUGAAGGGUUUCACUACCAUAUGGGUGAACGGUAAAGAGAUGCGCUACCACUUCGUUGUGAAGCUCUCCAAGUCGAUACUCUCUCUCGAACCGCAACUGCUCGACUUUGGAAGGAUAGACGCGGUUAAUCAUGCGACGACUCGCAUUUUUUACAUAAAAAACUCGGGCUUCAAGGGGACUCACUUCGCCAUCGACAUGGCCAAGAACGCGCUGGAGAUGACCAUCGAGCCGCGCAAAGGAGUCCUUCCCGCCAGAAGUUCGGUCGCCAUCAAAGUGGAGAUCGUCGGCAAGGAGGAAGGGGAGUUCCUCGAGGAAUUGUGGGUUAAGUCGGACCCCCCGCUACGAGUAGUCAUGAUGGGAGCUUUCAUUUCGCCGAAACUCCUCGUCAGGAAGUUCAUCAAUAGUUUGGACUUCACCCUCCUCGACUUCCCUCCUACGUACUACGGCUCUACGUCCACUCAGCCUCUCUUGAUCAAAAACUUUAGUUCCUCGCAUUCUAUGUUUUGCGUCAUGGCCGAGAUCAAGGGUAGCAUCGUGACGUUGGACGAGGCGAGAAAAAUCGACGACAACUACCGCAAUUUCAUUAUAAAACCGAUCGACGGGCGACUGUCGGCUCUUAAAGGAGCUAUAAUUCAGAUGACAUUCGCCCCUAUCGUGACGCGAGCUAGGAAAGAUAAAAAUUACGCCGCUUGUUUUCUGAAAGUCAUCCGCAUGGACUGCAGAGACGUGACUCCUAGCGACGCCAUGUUCGCACCUAGUGCUCAACCUUCGUCUAUCACGGCAAUGGACUCGGAAUCGAUACAAACAAAUUUGACCAGAGAGAUAAGCAACUUGAGUGCCGUUGCGAUUUUGAAUAUGACACCUCCGCAGGACGAAUCGGAAGAAAACUUCAGUUUCGAACACGCCAUAGGUGUUUGCGUGCACGGAGAAAAAGAGUAUGCUGCGGUGGUGUUAAGACCGACCUUAAUGACUUUAGAAGGGUUGGUUUUGGAGAAAGUUUAUCGACGAGAACUGCUUAUCAUGAACAACUCCACGCACUUGCCCUUACGGGUAAAGUACAAUAAGUCGGUCUGCAUCGACGUCCAUCCGAACGAGUUCGAUUUGGCGGGUGGCCACAGUUUAGUGGUGUCAGUCACCAUAAGAGCCGUGUCGCUGUCUCGCGAAGAGAAGAAGAUCACAUUCGACUUGCUAGCCGAAGACUUUCCGAAAAAGGGUACGUUUAAAAGAGUGGGGCAAGCCGAUCUGUCGAUCUCCUUCGCAGCCAGGGAGGUUGAGAGGAAGCCAGGAAAGAAGCAGUGCGUUUGCGACAAGUUGCCUUUAACGUUAAAGCCGGAACUGCCGCAUCGACUUACCAGAGUGGAGCUACAGAAGAAAAUGCAACACAACGACUUUUGGCUGGCGUACAUAAGAAGUUUACAAUCGAAACCGAAACAAGACACCGCGGACUGGCACGAGUACGAGUUGAGCCAAUCCAAGCUUGGAGAAUAUGGCGGCGAGUGCGGGAAAAUCGUCAGAAGAAAUAAAGAACCGUUGGCAAGUACUUCGUUUUAUCCUUUGGCGCCAAGACUUUUGUACAACGUGAAGAUAACUCCAAAAUCGAUUCGGCUACGAAAGGUGGCAGCCUUCACGACGGUCACGGACUUCUUCGUGAUCGAAAACCGGAACACGUUUCCGAUUUUCGUCAACUUGAAAUCGUCCAAAUCCUUCCUGUUUUUCGAGGGCGACACUCGAUACUCCAUCGCUCCGAAGGAAAAAAAGAAAAUGUAUUUUAGCUUUAGUACUUGCAGCACUGGCCGGUACUACAUCAACAUAUACGUUUUGGUUAACUAUUCUACGUUGUACGAAGUGACGGCGGUCGCUCAAGUAGUACCCAAAACUCUCAAACUAGACACCGAGACGAUUGAAUUCACCGAGCAGGACCGCAAGUUUAAAUUUUUCAAAAUCAUCAACAGCCUUAAUGCCUACACCAGUUUUGACUGGGAAAUAUCGGCAGGCUCUUUCACGUUAUGCCCGUCCGCUGGCGGAAUUAAAGCGGAGAAGUUUCUACUGUGUGCGGUCACUUACUGGCCUAAUCCGAUCGAACUGAACACCAGCGAGUGCGUCUUGACGUCCGAGAGCGGUCAAAAAAGGAAUUUGUUAGUGACGUACAAAAGACGCCAAACUUCUGUCGUUUUCGACACGUACAGUGUUAACUUCGACGUGAUUCCGUUGAACAUGCCGGUCAGGAAAAAAUUAACUUUGAUGAACCUGAAAGAGUUUCCGAUUUUGUACAGCAUUCCAAACGAGAUCUCUGUUCCUGGGAUUACAAUCAAUCCAACAAGGGGUAUCCUAGAGGGGCUAGACAGUCAAGUGUUUAUCAUCAGCGUUCUUUUGCAAGCCGUUAUCCAGUUCGAAAUCGACAUAGUCUUCCAGAUCGACGAGGGCGAAGAAGUCAAAAUUAAUUUGAAGGGAUGCGUCGAAUACCCCGACAUUAUCCUCAAACCUGAAACUCUGUUCUUUAGAAAGAUAGCGCCGUAUUCUUUCGACACUUUGGCUUUUAAAGUGACCAACGUUUCCAAAGGCGUAGUGUGGAUUUCUUUCAUUAUAGACGAAGUUCCAGAGUUUUCCGUCACAGAUUCCGAAGACGAUCAAUACAAACAUCUAGGUAAAGUGGUUCUGCAAGUGGAAGAAACUAAAAUCCUUUUUCUCCACUUCCAUCCCAACUACGUCAGCACGUAUGCGCUGUUGCUGCCGUACGUCGUUAACGACAUUAUAGGACCUGCUUUUCGUAAGAGCAGUAGCAGCGCCACUCCAGUGUACUUUCUCCAAGAAGAACAUUUACGCUAUGGUGGAAUCAGGGGUGUUACGAUUAAAAAAAUUCCUAGGUCGCUGGCUCUGAUCAGAGUAAAUUGCUCCGCGAUCGACAAAACCCUCGAAUUUUCGAGUCUCAACAUAAGGUUCUUCUACUUCGGGGAGGGCCACUGCAACAACAUGACUUCCACUACUUUCGAAAUUACAAAUGUGACCACUGAAACUGCCGCUGUUUGUAUACGAAUCGACGAUCUGGGUGAUCCGUUCGCUCUGGCUCCAACGAACGACGUCGAAGUCGAAUAUUACGAGGUCUCGUACAAAAUCAACUUAGAACCCGGUCAGACGGUAAGCUUCAACGCAGAAUUUUUUCCGAUGGAAAAGGGUGACUAUGAAAUCGAACUACCGAUUUUUUUACGUCACUACUAUGAUAAUAAAAUUUUCAACUACUUGACGCUACACGGGGUCUACGAUACCCCGGUGAUACUUCCGUCGACCCAGCAUUGUGACUUCGAGCCGGUACCGUUGAACACGAACAGCCAACUCCAGAUACGUUUGCAUAUGUUCAAUCAUUUCGAAAAUUGCAAAAUUUCGGCGAAGAGCGACUGGGAGAAUCUGAACGUUAGGUUUGAAGAACGAACGAUUUCGAAAGUAGAAACUCUGAUGGACGUCACCUUGCACUACGAAUGUUCGCACCCGACGUGCUUCAACACCAUUGUUCAGUUUUGUUGUUCUUGCGAUUCUACCUGUGUGGUAGAGGUGACAGGAGUGGUCGAAAACUGUCUUUUGACCACGCACGCAUUCUAUUUCUUGAUAACACAGCAAAAAGACAACGACGACAAAACUCGUAAAUCUAGCAUGGACGAAUUUUCACACCACCAUAGACCGAGGUCGCAAAAACAAACAUUGACAAAUAGAAACACUACUUGCUUUCCGCUUUUUCCAACCGACGACGACACGUCCGCAUACGCGAAUUACAUGAGAAAUCUCCAAAAGGCGUUAGAGCAAUGGCUGUUCAGUCAGGGUUUCUAUUUCAAAGGGUACUAUCGAAUACCGGAAGGAUUCUCGGAAUUUUGCAAAGUUCGAGAACCUCUAAAGAAAAGGAUUUUCGGAGGACUAAUGCCACCCAAAGUAUCCGACAUGCCGUUGCUCCAACUCAUCAUGAAUAUAGCAGGAAAGGACAUAAGGGACAAGCUAGCACCCAGUUUUCCGAAGGACCUCGAAGAAACCACGUGGUUGUCGUACGUGUCAAAAACGAACGCCAACAUCUUACGCUACCUUGAGGAUUUUCCCGUGUCGUUGCCCCACGUCAAGGCUAAAUACCUCCUAAACUAUGACCAGUACGUGCAGUACGAGAAUAUCAAGCGCCCUAAGCAGAAACCGAUGGACGAAGCGAUCUUCUACCGCCUUUCUAAACAGUGCUGGAUCGAUCUGAUUUUGCAGAUCAUCAAAGCAUUCUUUUUUUUCCGCACCGUGCCGUACGUCCCUCCGGUGUCGGAAGAAAACCUGACUGCUCAAAGGGACGGCAAGCGCGGAUACUCUUUUAUCUCGGUGUCAAAGAUAUCCUUUGACGCGGAAGAGGAAAUUUUUAUCGAAAUGGACGUGUACGGAGAACGCGAGAAAGCGCUAAAAGAGUGGCUUCGGGUUUGCUACAGCGAAGAGAAGUCGAAACUGUGGUCUCCGCCGCCGGCCGACAAAGAUCUGGUAUUCCUGAAAGCAGACCUUCAAGACGGGUUGGUCCUGGGAGCCGUGACGGCCCACUACUGCCCGUACGUCCGGUCGGAAAUCAAGCAGAUGUACACCGCCUCGUUCAAUCCCGAGGAGAUUUUCCACAACAUUUGCGUUUUGGUCAAGACGUGGCAGAUGCUGAACUUCAGCUACGUCAUAUCGCCGUCGCAACUCAGCGAAACCGAAAUGGUGGAAAUACUCCUCAUUGUCAGCUAUUUAUACGACAUUCUGCCGCACUAUUCUCCCUGCGAGGACAUUAAGAUCGAGGCGCUUUUGACUCAGUCGAACGUAUCUCAGCUGGACCUGGUCAACUUAGGAGAAGAUCCGAUUUACUACAAGGAGGUGUUCUUCGGCAACGACAGUCACUUGUUUACGGUGCUCCACGACAACAUCACGGUUGAACCGCGCCAGUCGAAGGCCUUGAAAGUGAGGUUCCACGCGAAGUCGGUCAGGACUAGCUUGGCGACUUUGGUGUUGUGCGGCGAAACUCCCGGACACAAGUUCGGGAAGAGCAUCGCCGUAAACAUCGUCGGCAUUCCCGACGUUUCCUACGCCUGCAUGGAGAUUCCCGUGACCGUCGAGCUGUACAAGCCUUGCGAGAUCGUCUUCGAUCUCCAGUCGCCGUUCAAAGUGGAAGCCGAUUAUUUAAUCUACGUCGGGUACCAGCACGUGUCUCAAGAGAAAAACGUCUUGUUUCCUUGGGAGGAGCUCAAACGCCUGAAGACCGUCAAGGAGUUUGUCCUCGAAAGCUCCGUAGCACACUUCAACUCGCAAGGGCAGUGCGUCGUGAAGCACGCAUUUUGUUGUCAGCAUAUCGAACCUAGAGACAUGUGGAUCUACUUCACGAAUCCCGACGUGGGAGACUGGGGAAUAAAAGUGACGAUGACGGGAACGGUAACGAAAGAUUGCUACGAACGACUCUCCCUUGUCGUUCCCGAGAACUACGAGAACUUGGUGUGCAGGUGCAAGAUAAAGCCCUGCGUGACCACAAACUGUCCCAUGAUCCUGUAUCUCACCAUACCCAUGAAGAAUGUCAUCUUGUGGCACGCCCGAAAGAAGAUGGUCAUGCAGUACGUACAAGGAGAAGAGUACAAGUUUUGGUUCAAACGAAUCUAUACUCCCACCGGUACUCGCAUUUUGAAGCUCAUUCUAAAUUCCGAAACUCAUCCGAUGCGACAGACCACCGAAGAGACGGUCACAUACCAAGUGAAACUUCCCAACCGUUGUCCUUUCGUCACUCUGAAAACAGUCGUCUUCGAAGACAUCACUUCCGAGGACACUUUCCAGCUCCCGGUACAUCCGGUCAAGAACUUGCUCAAAGCGAGCAAGUGCACUCUGGAGUUGAUCUCGGAGAAAAUGGACGAAACGCGUUUCUACGAGGUGGUCUUCAAAAGUGGAAAAGAAUCUAGUUAGGGACUGGAAUUUCGGCAAUAAAGG